UUUAUUUUAAAAAGCCAAUUUGUUACUCCUAUCCUAUCCUAGAGACAGGACUCAAAUUCCUCGAACACUUUAGAAGGGUAAGGUUUUUUUUAAUUGAAUAAAGGCCAUGUACUUUUUUUGAAAUUAGGGGUAAGCAUUUUAAUUAAAAGAUCUAACCUUUACUUUGAAUAUUUAACUAAAAGUUCCAUUUUCAACUUUAUUUGUUAUAACAUAUUCCACGGGAGAUUGACGUCAGAAUUCGAUUUAAUUGAGGCUAAUUUUGUUUUUUCCAAAUAUAUGUAUUUAAUUACAAGAAGAGGCCCAAACUUGAAGACAACUGCUCUGUUUUCGUAGAGAAAAUGCUGUUUCUACCGUGGGAUAUCCUUUCUUUUCCUGCAUGGUGACAAACACAAUAAUUGAAAAUAAAAAAUUAAAUUAAAAAGGUAGGAAAUUGCAUGAAAAUAGAAGCAAAGAAUAGAAAAGGACAUGGGCCCGUAGGGAAAGCAAAGAGACAACUGUUUGACAUAAAAUCUGCCACCCAAAAUUCCAAAUCUUAACCCACAAUUUAUCUUCAACUUCUUCCUUUCUUUCCUCCUAGUUUAACAAAGAGCAUCUACAUCCAACAACAAAAACAAAUCUUUUGAGAAAAAAUUUGUUUCUUUUCAAGGUUUGAAAAGAAACAAAGAGAGAAUUGGAUAGCUCUCUUUUUAGCUUUGCUGUCGAUAUAUGGAGAAAGAGAAGAAGAAGAAGAAGAAGAUGGUAGAUGCAGCAGCUUUGGAAGGGUUUUCACCUGUAUCCGCAACCAGGAUUUUCUGGAAUUCCAGGAAGAGAUCAGCUAGCGGGAGGAAUUUAGACAAGGUAACAGACGAGACUGCUAAUAUGACACCCACCAAACAGGAAGAAGAAACUGGAGAUCAAGAGAAUGCGCCAGAUUCAGCAACGGCUUCUGAACUUUCUGGGCGCCGAAAGGCUCUUUUUGAACCACUGGAACCUAUAAAAAAUACCAAUGGCCGGCGCCCAUCAGCUGAAUCUUUACUUCCCCCACCAGACUUUGAUGCUGCAAGCUAUCCAAAGGGCUGGCUGAUUGGAAAGAAGAGGAAGCUGGUAAAUGUUGACGUUGUUGAGAGCAUGCGAAGGAUUGCAAUCCAGGAAAUGAACAGAAAGGACCGGGAAAUUGAUGGCUUGAAUGAGCAGUUGGAAGAGGAUGCGAGGUGUCUAGAACAUCUGCAACUUCAGCUUUUACAAGAGAAAAGCCAACGGUCAGAGGUAGAGAGAGAAAAUGCAAUGCUUCAAGAACAGAUAUCCAUGCUGAUGAAUAUGUUGCAGGAAGGAGAGGAAGGUCCAGAUGAACCUUAAAAAUCCAUUUAAUUGUUUAUUCUUUUGUAGAGUUGUUUGAGAGUAGUAAGAAGGGGGCUGCAGAGAACACGAGGGAAGAAAUAGGUCAAGUGAUCAUUGUAGUUUAGUUUGUGUUGGCUUGGUGAGCAGCUUUCUUAUGAAUGCUUAUUAUUGCUUUGUUAAGCUGUAA
This is a messenger RNA of Durio zibethinus, 1504 nucleotides long. Its product is annotated as protein HEADING DATE REPRESSOR 1-like. Gene Ontology annotation, biological process: regulation of flower development. Lineage: Eukaryota; Viridiplantae; Streptophyta; Magnoliopsida; Malvales; Malvaceae. The record is from RefSeq and is a predicted model, not a curated record.